Molecule: messenger RNA, 4618 nt
Organism: Lepus europaeus (European hare)
Lineage: Eukaryota; Metazoa; Chordata; Mammalia; Lagomorpha; Leporidae
Gene: PPP1R16B
Product: protein phosphatase 1 regulatory subunit 16B
Exons: 10
Coding region: 1-1707 (568 amino acids)
Biological process (GO): establishment of endothelial barrier; regulation of sprouting angiogenesis
Cellular component (GO): cytoplasm
Molecular function (GO): protein binding; enzyme inhibitor activity; protein phosphatase regulator activity
Source: RefSeq, a predicted model, not a curated record
AUGGCCAGCCAUGUGGACCUGCUGACGGAGCUGCAGCUCCUGGAGAAGGUGCCCACGCUGGAGCGGCUGCGGGCCGCCCAGAAGCGCCGGGCCCAGCAGCUGAAGAAGUGGGCGCAGUACGAGCAGGACUUGCAGCACCGCAAGCGCAAGCACGAGCGGAAGCGCAGCACGGGCGGCCGCCGCAAGAAGGUGUCCUUCGAGGCCAGCGUGGCGCUGCUGGAGGCCUCGCUGAGGAACGACGCCGAGGAAGUACGCUACUUCCUGAAGAAUAAAGUCAGCCCUGAUCUGUGCAAUGAAGACGGACUCACAGCCUUGCACCAGUGCUGCAUCGACAACUUUGAGGAAAUCGUCAAGCUACUCCUUUCCCAUGGUGCCAACGUGAACGCCAAGGACAACGAGCUGUGGACGCCCCUGCACGCUGCGGCCACCUGCGGCCACAUCAACCUGGUGAAGAUCCUCGUUCAGUAUGGAGCCGACCUGCUUGCUGUCAACUCUGAUGGGAACAUGCCCUAUGACCUGUGCGAGGAUGAGCCCACCCUGGAUGUCAUUGAGACCUGCAUGGCGUACCAGGGCAUCACCCAGGAGAAGAUCAAUGAGAUGCGGGCAGCUCCUGAGCAGCAGAUGAUCACGGACAUCCACUGUAUGAUUGCAGCGGGCCAGGACCUCGACUGGGUAGAUGCCCAGGGCGCCACAUUGCUGCACAUCGCUGGAGCCAACGGAUACCUGCGGGCAGCUGAGCUCCUCCUGGACCACGGAGUGCGUGUGGAUGUGAAGGACUGGGAUGGCUGGGAGCCCCUGCACGCAGCUGCCUUCUGGGGACAGAUGCAGAUGGCAGAGCUGUUGGUGUCCCAUGGGGCUAGUCUCAGUGCUAGGACAUCCAUGGAUGAGAUGCCAAUAGACCUGUGCGAGGAGGAGGAGUUCAAGGUCCUGCUGCUGGAGCUCAAGCACAAGCAUGACGUGAUCAUGAAGUCACAGCUGCGGCACAAGUCGUCCCUGAGCCGGAGGACGUCCAGCGCGGGCAGCCGUGGGAAGGUGGUGCGUCGAGCCAGCCUGUCGGACAGGACCAACCUGUACAGGAAGGAGUAUGAGGGAGAGGCCAUACUGUGGCAGCAGCGGAGCGCGGCCGAGGAGCAGCGGACCUCGACUUACAAUGGGGACGUCAGGGAGACCAGGACGGACCAAGAGAACAAGGACCCUAACCCCAGGCUGGAGAAGCCUGUGCUGCUCUCUGAAUUUUCUACCAAGAUCUCUCGGGGUGAACUGGACGGGCCAAUUGAGAAUGGCCUCCGGGCUCCAGUCAGCGCCUACCAGUAUGCGCUGUCCAAUGGGGAUGUCUGGAAGGUGCACGAGGUGCCCGACUACAGCCUGGCCUACAGCAGCCCUGGCGUGGCCGACGCCACCCCACCCUGGGGCGGCUACAAGGAGCAGAGCCCCCAGACGCUUCUGGAGCUGAAGCGGCAGCGGGCCGCAGCCAAGCUACUCAGCCACCCCUUCUUGAGCACCCACCUGGGCAGCAGCAUGGCCAGGACCGGGGAGAGCAGCAGCGAAGGCAAGGCCCCCUUGAUCGGAGGCAGAACUUCACCGUACAGCAGCAACGGGACCUCGGUGUAUUACACGGUCACCAGCGGAGAUCCUCCCCUCCUGAAGUUCAAGGCCCCCAUGGAGGAGAUGGAGGAGAAGGUCCACGGCUGCUGCCGCAUCUCCUAGUCUCCGGGCGGCAGAGGAGAGCAGUGCCUCGGGGAGGGAGGGAUCCACGCCAGCCCAGCCGCCCUGGCAGGGGAGGCAUCCGAAGGUGGCCGGGGAGGCGCGGGCUCUGCUUUCCAGGGCAAUGCUGACCCCAGCCCUCACCCAGCUGCCCCUAGCAGCCCCAUUCCUCAUGGUUGUGCUUCUUGCUGCGUCGCCUGCCCUCUGAAACACAGUGGCCUCCUGACUCACCCUGCUGGCCCGUUUUGGGAGGGUGGACUGGGGAUCUCAGUUCUGGUCUUGGUAAAGGCUUCUCGGGACCAGUGCUGUCUCUUUUUCUCUCUCUGUCUCACACACACACUCAACCCCACACAUGGAGGAUGACACUGGGACUCAUGGGAGGCAGGUGGAGCUGAGCAUCUGUGCGCUGUUCCCAAAUGGAUUGUGGGGAAGAUUUAGUGUCUUGUGACCACAGCCCGAGUGGCGUGAGCAGGGCAGGGGGCCUGCGGAGCUGAGUCCCAGAGUACAGCUGAGUCAUGCCAGGGCCUGGCAGGGGGAGGACGUCUCUGUGUGUUCAGAGGGAGCCAGGAAUCCUCGUGGGUUAGGUGAGAUGGGCACGGGCCUGCUCCACACAGCUGCCCUCCCGCCUGUGCCAGAGCCGAGAGCCGUGUGACCACCCAGGGGUUGUUCCACUCCUGGAACAAACCAAAUCAUGUUUGCCCUUGGAUGGAGGUAUUCAGGCAAAGUCAGUGUUUUCGACUGCAUUUGGCAAAAACAACUUGUUUAGAUGUUGAACUCCAGGGCAACUGGAUGGGACUCCUCUCGUGAUGGUGUCACGGUCAAGUUUGCCUGGCUGGUGUUGGAAACAGAAGCCGAGGGAGGAGCUUCCCCUGGAAGGCCUUUCCCAGAGAGCAGUGGGAGUUCAUCUCUGAAAACACGCUCGGCCCAUCUUUGUGACUCUUCGGACUGUUUCAGUGUGGCCCAUGUCAGCCAGCCGUCCUCACACUGCACCACCACCCAGCAAUCUGGGGCCACCUGCGCCUCCACCCCUCCCACCUGACACAACAGCCACGCGCACGUAGUGAAUGUUUUAGGAUCCCAGCCUGGCUUUGCCUUUUCUGGAAUAUUCAGUGAGAUUAGUUUACCAUCCGGCUCUUGUGAGUUCCCACCCAGCCCAAGGGCUCCCAGCCUGCUCCUGCCAGCUACAAACCCAUGGCCAGCGUCCUAUGCCACCUUCAGGAGCGCGGUGGCUGGGCUGGCACCUCACCCAGCCCCACAUUUCCUAGCCCCCAUCUGCCUGCUGCUGGUGGGGGGGGGGUCAGACGCUGAGGGACAGGCUGCCCUCCCCGCCACUGCAUUCUCUCACGAGCCCCUUCGAAACUGUUGCUCAUGACUUGGGCGCUGUCCACAGGCCCAGCCAAAACCUUGCGGUGGAACUAACAAGCUGCAGGUUUGUUCCCUGCUCUGUGCGCCUUCUAUGUGUCCUAAAACUACCUCCUUAAUGCUCUGAAGCGGCCCCCUAGGUCCAAAUUCUAAUUUGGGGAACUGGUCUGGGACCCCUGGAACCCACUCCCCUCAGCCUAUGAGAAAUUCUCCCUGGGCCAGGGGGCUGGGGCUGGACUAGCACCCCUUGUGCCACAACCUAGUAAUGGGGUCUGCUGCCCGUCGGUCUCAGUCCCCUACUGUGGCCUCCAUGGCCCCUGGAGUCAGAGAGGGAGCUAGACCUGCAGGCACCGGGCUGAUGCCUUACCAGGAGCUGGCACCUGGGCCACAGGGCAGAGGGCUGGUGGGAGUGACUGCUGCUGGAUGCAGGCAGGGCUGGAGGGGGUGGCCCAGGAGACAAGGCAGGUGUGCGUGAGGCCUCCCAGGUCCUGGGGUCUGGGGCAGGCUCCCCAUCAUCAGGCUGGAGCAGGGCAGGAUGAUCCAAAGCAUGUCGUUGGCUUUAACAGGGCUCAGUUCAGACCAACACCAAAGUCCCUCUCAAGUAGCUAACUUGAGCUACAAGGCGAGGCAGAUCUCUCAUCUUUCUGGUAGGGUGUGUGUAGGGAGGGUGGAGACUGGAGGCACCUGUUGCCUCCUUGAGCUCCCCAAGCAUUCUCUCCAUUUCCUUCCCUCUACUUUCUCCCUCUGGGGCCAGUUCCUCUCCACCUGCAAGACUGGGAUCCCAGUCGAUUUCCCAACCGCAGCCCACUUCAGGCAGAGGCAACUCUUGGGCAUCAACUCGAGUUUUCCAUCAAGGUCAAACCAUGCCUUGUGGGGGCCUCACAUCCCUGGGAAGCUGUCCCUGUGGGUGUCCUGAAUGUUGAGGGACAAGUUGGGGAGAGAUCUCCAAGAAGGAGCCAAGGCCAUCGAUGGAUCCCUUAAUAUAACUGAUUACCCUCAGCGUGCCAGGCACUGUGUCGGCUUCUGCAGAGAGAGAAGGGAAACCGCUCUUUGCAGUUUCUGUCCCCUAAGGACCACGGGUCAGCAGAGUGACUGCAUCUCUGCCCAGCGUCCUUCCUUGUGCUUCUCAAUUCCUGGAAUCCUUAGAGUGUGAAUUCCUUUAGCUGGCAAACAGCUGCCUUGGUGCAGAUGCUGGGGUCUGGGUUCUAGGUGGGCACCACCCCAGAUCUUUGUGGAAUUUUCAGGGGUAGCUGCCUUCCCGGCAGCAUCUCGGGGUGACUGCAUGAAGCAGUCUGCCUUUUUCUAGAAGAACAAGGAGUCUGCAGUUUGCUGCCAAAUGCAUCUCAGGUUCUUGAAGUCACUGUCUUGCCCUUGUUUGCUCGUAUGUUACCCGGUCCCCUGACCCCACCAGGGGAUAUUGGGAGGAAAGGCAGCUUCCCCUUUGAACAUGGGGCCUCUGUUGUGAAUCUGCCUCUGCUGGCAGGUGAGGAUUAUGGAUUGAGGAGAAGCCUGCAAGAGACCCAGGUCUGGUGAUUGUCCCCGGCAGGUUAAA